Molecule: messenger RNA, 8517 nt
Organism: Carcharodon carcharias (great white shark)
Lineage: Eukaryota; Metazoa; Chordata; Chondrichthyes; Lamniformes; Lamnidae
Product: nuclear RNA export factor 1-like
Exons: 22
Coding region: 213-2177 (654 amino acids)
Biological process (GO): poly(A)+ mRNA export from nucleus
Cellular component (GO): cytoplasm; nucleus
Molecular function (GO): RNA binding; protein binding
Source: RefSeq, a predicted model, not a curated record
CCGAGGCCGAUUGUCCGUCAGUGAGUGAGAGAGACAGAGCGAGGGAGGAGGCGCCAGCGGAAUUUACCUCACCGUGAUCGGAAAUAUAAAAUAAAACCCCGAUAACAAUAACCCCGGGCAGGAUUUCCAUCCGCUUCGGAAUUAACUCAUCGCGGGGACAUAUCACCAUCCGCCUGGGCCGAUCGCGCUCCCGACACAAUCAUUGUGGAGUAAUGUCGGAGGACGGGCGGCAUUACAGCGCCCCCCAGAGAUCAGGGACCGUGCAUAAUGGAUUCCGGGGGGAAGAAAGAAAGCAAGGAAGACGGCAUUGGCGACAGAGAAAAAAAGACAGAUAUAGAGAACACGAUGACCGAGUUGGGGGUGGUUUUCCCGUUCGGAAAAAGAAAGGGCGUGGCCCUUUUCGGGGAAAGAUGUACAGCGAGGGAAAUCACAAAUCGAGGAAUCGAGGCGGUGGAGGGUCCAACCCACGCUCCCGGUUCGAGGAUGAGGAUGGCGAUGUGACUAUGAAUGACCAUGAGUCACCCAGAUCACGAUUCACACCCUAUGGUUCAAGACCAUCUCGCCGCCCAGACAGCUGGCACGAUCGUGAUGGAGGGCCCUCAAGCAUUCAAGUUACUGUGAAGCAAAAUUCAGAGAGGAGUGCAAGUACCAAUACACGGCGAUCCUGGUUUAAAAUCACCAUUCCCUUUGGAAAGAAAUACGAAAAGUCCUGGCUUAUGUCAAGCUUACUUAAUAUCUGCAGUGUCCCCUUUACUCCUGUUCAGUUCCACUAUGACGGUAAUAAAGCAGUGUUCUAUAUUGAAGAUUCUACGACUGCAAAUGCUUUAAAACAGCUAUCAAGAAGAAUUGUUGACAAAGAUUUGUACCGGGUGACAAUCAUAAUAAGCCCCUCGGCGCCACCGUCCUCCAUUUCAAAUGAGCUCAAAUUAGAGGAAAUCGAGCACAUAAAGCAGUGUAUGAGUAAGCGUUACGAUGGAUCACAGCAGGCCCUUGACUUAAACAGCAUACGCAGUGACCCAGACCUUAUCUCCCAGAAUAUCGAAGUGGUGUUAAACAGAAGGAACUCCAUGAACACAGUUGUCAAAAUAAUAGAAGAAAACAUUCCAGAGUUGCUCUCUCUCAACUUGGGCAAUAACCGACUGUACAGGCUGGAUGACCUAGCAGACCUGAUUACCAAAGCUCCCAGUUUGAAAAUUUUGAAUCUUUCCAGAAAUGAGCUCAAAUCCGAAAGGGAUCUGGACAAAAUAAAAGGCUUCAAGCUGGAAGAGCUAUGGUUGGAUGGAAACCCUCUUUGUGACAGCUUCCGGGAUCAGGCUACAUAUGUCAGUGCUGUCAGGGAAAAAUUUCCAAAGUUACUCAGACUGGACGGCCAUGAGCUCCCUCCUCCAAUUUCCUUUGACGUUGAGACACCAACCACACUUCCUUCGUGCAAGGCUAGUUACUUUGGUACAGAUGAAAUCAAGGUGCUUGUAUCACGAUUCAUUCAGCAGUACUAUUCAGUUUACGAUUCGACAGACAGGCAAGGGCUGCUGGAUGCCUACCACGAUACAGCCUGCUGCUCGCUGAGUAUUCCCUUUUCUCCACAGAACCCUGCCAGGAGCAGUCUGGGAGAGUAUUUCAAGGAGAGUAGAAAUGUCAGGAGACUGAAGGAUCCAACACUUCGGGCAAAGUUGCUGAAGCACACCAGAUUGAAUGUUGUAGCCUUUCUGAAUGAACUCCCAAAGACACAACAUGACAUAGCCUCCUUCGUGGUGGACGUAAGCACACAAACAAAUACGUUGCUCUGUUUUACUGUACAUGGAGUUUUCAAAGAAGUCGAUAGUAAAUCCAGGGAAUCUGUGAGGGCCUUCUCCAGAGUGUUCAUUGCCGUGCCUGCUGGGAAUGCAGGGCUCUGCAUUGUGAAUGACCAGCUGUUCAUCAGGAACGCCACCACCGAGGAGAUCCGUAAAGCCUUUGUGACCCCAGCACCCACGCCCUCCAGCAGUCCAGUGCCCACUCUCACUGCACCGCAGCAGGAAAUGCUGCAGGCUUUCUCACAGCAGUCGGGCAUGAACAUAGAGUGGUCACAGAAGUGCCUGCAAGACAACGAAUGGGACUUCAAUCAAGCUGCCCAAAUCUUCACACAGCUUAAGGCCGAGGGAAAAAUUCCUGAAAUAGCAUUCGUGAAGCAGCUAUGAAGAAAAGCAAGUGUUACACUACCCCUUCAGAUCUGAGACUAAAUAGCCUUAGGAGCCGGGUCUCUGGAUUUUUUUUUUUAAAAAAAAGAGCGAAAUGCCGACUAUAAAUGAUAUACGUUAAGUAUAAUGUGAACUUUUCUUGCCACCAAGACUAACGAUUUUUAAAACUAUUGCACAGCAGUUCACGUUUCUAAGUCCAACUGUGUAGAUGUUGUUAUCAAAGUCCAGUGUAGCUUUUUGAUUUAUGUGUUUCGUCUGUGACGUGCCAGUGUUUUUGAAAUGGGUUUUUUAGUGGAGUUGGGGGGGGAUAGUUUUGCUGAACUUCAUGAGUAAUAUGGAAGUAUAAAUCUUAUUUUCCACCUGGCUGACAAUUGGGCUUUCCAGGCUUGGUUUGUCCCACAAGCUCAGCUCGCCUGUCCCAGUAACUUUGGUGAGCCAGGUGAAUUCGGCGCUCCGUCUCGGUGUCCGUCGAGCUCCAGACCCUGAAACGGAGCUGCUACCUUCCCUCACCACCACCCCCCCCGACCACUCCCAGGACAACUUCAUCCCUUUUUCUUUAAAGGCAGCCAUCGGAGAACUGCACUCUUCGCCCAAUUUCCCCAUUGUGAAAAUCGGCGGCGGGGGGGAAAGAGGCGAGGGAGGGAAAGGGUGCUGCACUGUCCGGCCCGGCCCGGCCCCAAACCAAAGCCGGCUUCGCAUGAAGCGACUGAGCCGCGUCUCGUCGGUUUGAACUGGUGGAGAGGAAAACUGCUAUGUUGGGUGGGUGGGGGUAGAAUGUAGUGCUUCACCUUGACGCUAGACUGACCGAAGUCUGGGGCCCAAUUCAACAAGCUCUUGUGCUGCCGCCUUCAUAACUUUUACCCACUCCGAGCAGCAGAUGAUAACCUGCCCACUUGGAUUCUCUGCCCCCCCCCCCCCCCCCCAACCCCAAAGGAUUUUUCAAGAAGUUUUUGAGCAAUUGUUUGUUAAUUUUCUAAGCUUUAAAUCCAGACUGACUCCUCUUCAGUUGUUCCAUUCCAGCAAGAUGGGCUCUUACCCCCCCCCCCACAUUUAAAAAGAGUAGGAAAGUUUUCAAAAGAGAGACAAAAUCCAGAAAACCCCAAACUUCUGACCUGUUCUGGGUGGGGGUAGAUACAGAAGAAGCUAAACAAACAGAAACCGGUCACCCCCCAGCGAUCGAAUUGUCUCGGCUCUGACCUCAUUCCCUUCACUAACCUUGAAAGUCUUGUUUUUUUUUUAAACCCCCCCCUUUAUUCCUAACGAUGCAAAGGUUUUCAGACACAGAGACACCUUUACAAGCGGAGCCCUUGUUCCCUUCCCUGGCUAGAACUGGUUCAAACCUCCAGUAUUUAGUCACGACCCCUUGCUACGGAGGUGGUUGUGGGGGGGUGGGUGACCCCCCACCCAGGCGGAGGAGGUUGCUCCCCGCCUGUAAGAGAGGCCGUCAAAAUUGUAAAAUUUGGGCGGCUGCUUUUUUGAAAACAAAAAUAAACACAGACACACCUUUAAGGUGCAGCAAAUUGGAUGUGUUUUCCCUCCAGGCCCUGGCUUGUCUAAACCAUUCUGAGGUUAUAACCUCAGCAGUAGGCCAUCAAGCAAUUGUGUCUUUCCAGUGCACUUUCACGCACCCAGAGGCAAAUUGUGCGCCUUGCUCGUUGAUUUGGUGAAAGGGGUUUUUAAGUUAGACGGGUGUUGAGUGUUGAGCCCAGAGCGAUAGUGGGGCAGUUAGCAGAAUAUGCACCAACUGGUGUGGGCCUGCGGAUCUGCCCUUUUUUUUUAGCUCUAUUCCAGUCAAUCUCAUGGGGUCAAGUGCCAUUUUGUCCAGUGUUGGAGGCUGACGAGCUUUCUAGAGCCCCUCGAUUUCCCAACUUGGGCUGAAUUCCUGUACUUUUGAGCAGAGCCGGGAUAUUUCCUGAUCUGGGAGCCUGCUGAUGUGUUACUACUCUGCAUCAUGGCUUCUCUUGAUAGCCUAAGAGGUAGAGACAGCACCCGAUGUCGCACCAAGUCAUACAGACCGGGGGUUUCUUGGAUCCCUGGCAUCUGUGGAGUUCAGCUGAUCUCAGUCGGGAUUGCCAGUAGGGGAGCUGUCAUUGACCUCUUCACCCUGGGUGAGGAAAACGGGGGGAUGGGUGGGCAAGAAUCAGCCAAGGCUCCCACUCCUGCUUGCUGUUCACUGUGGGCAUCAGGUGAGGGCAGAACCAGGCUUGGCAGCUGCAGUGCCCAUACCCAUCCCCAAAGAUUGAAUAAGCUGCUGCUAUUCCCUGUCCAGCGAUUGAAGGCAUUUGUUCUAAGUACUGGCACCAGAGGGCUGGCUGUAUAUCUGGGAUUGAAUCCCGUAGAAUGGGUUUAGAAUGAAAAUUCUAGCCUCAGUGACAUUGAACUUCACCUGGAAGUGGAGCGAGCACAAGUUAGCAAUAUCUUCAAUGUAACAGUGCAGCUGGUGCAUUGGCAAACAUUCACAGGGCACUUCACAGCAGCUUUGUUCCAAAGUUUCGGGGGGAGGGGGGCUGUGGUGGUGAAGGUGUCGGGGUUGGGGUUUGUUAUUUCGCAGCUCUCAUUUCCAGAGUGUGUGUGUUUGUGUGUGUGUGUGUGUGUGUGUGUGUGUGAGAGAGAGAGAGAGAGAGAGAUUGAGUACCAGUCUUUGUUACUUGGGGCUAUUGUACUGCUAAUGAUUGUACUGCUAAUGAACAAGGUGAGACUGUUUCAUUUGUUGCGACCUUCCCAUGCUUGAGAAAGAAAUGUGGAAUGCACCCUCCCGGGUGCAAUAUGUAGCAUUUCUGCAUUCUUCCCAGGCACUGCUGAAACUUACUGGAUCAGUGGAACAGUCUCCCUUUGCAUCAUCUCUGAAAAUUUCAAAUGAUUUGGUUUGGUUGGAGGUUUGUCACAAAUCUUAAGACGUAAACACUUAUCCACAAAGUGGUAUGCUCUUGUUAAUGAACUGUUUCAAAAGCAAGAUGCCCUUCUGAAAGGCACACUUGCUGGACUAGCGCCUAACACUUUUCACACUCUUCCCCAAGAGAUAAAAAGGGGAAUGUUUUACAUGUUAUACGAUAUCUCCGAUGGUUUACUCAUCCACGGGAAACCGAUAGAGCUCGCCCGGGUGCAGGUCACAGCGAUUGCAACUGAUUCCCCUAUUCGAGCACAGACAUAUUAAUGGCCUGCAUCAAGCACCUACUUUGAUCUGCUCUGGCAUAGUGGUCAACCAUCUCUCGCAAAUAGAAAUUGAAGCUGCCAGCUGCUGCUUGCUCAGAUCUCAACGUGCAUCGGAGAAAGGUUUUUAUCAACACUCAAUGCCCUGAGAUGGGAGUAAAUUGUUAAACCGAAGAAAUAUGCACAAGAAGCAAAGGUUUCAGACUGUACCCAACCGGGCAGAAAGUAACUUGCCAGUUGGAUGCUGGAUUUGUUCUCUCAACCCAUAGAAUGUGCCUCCAAGAUUUGCAUCGUUUGUGAAUGAAGUUCAGAGCUUCGGUGUUGUGAUUGGCACAGCCAGUUCCGCAGCCCCACAGAGUUGUUGAUGCUUUAUGAGAAACGUAUACCAAAAAAGUCAAAGUCUCUCUGUGCCUGAACUCCUCACUGGGUGACAGCCGGUCCUUGCCAUUUGUGAAGUGAAAAUUUGGGGAGGUUUGGACCACAACAUUUCCGAUUUGGAGCAUAUUGUGAGAAUGACAAACCAUUGGCUGUGUUGAUUUGUGAAUAUUGUGUGCCUUCCCUCCUGUUGGCUAAACGGUUAUUGUGUGAUUUGACAAUUGGCAGGUGAGAAAAGGCCCAUAUUCGAAAUUCCCAUUUCCCUUAACAGCCCUCCUCCCUUCACCGUGUAAAUAUUUGCCCUCAGACUGCUGAGCCAUCUGAUUGGGAGCCCACCUCCUUUCUGCUCUCAUCGCUGUGAAGAACAAAAUACUUUUUUAUUUUAAAAAAAAAAAUCCAUUAUCCAUCGGUUCACGCCAUUCAUUUAUACAUUGGCCAAACAAGUGGUGCUUCUCCUCAUGUGGUAGCUGUCUGUCGAAGGGGGAGGAGUGAUUUUCAACGUUCUACCCUAACUCAUCUUCAGAAGGCUGCCACUGAACGUUGUUCAGUGACUGAAGGAUGGCGUUCACCUCAGCUGUUAGAUUUGGUACUUGUGCCUCAAAAAGACCAAGGUGGUUGUGUUCACUGUCGCUUUAAACUGGAGAAAGCUCGGGGUGGAACACAAUCUUCUUGCAGAGAAUCCUCUUUCAGGUGUAGCAUUCACCAUUGUAAUUUAUUACCUCCUGUCACCAGAGAUGAUUGAAAGUCUAGGAAAAGGUCUGGGAACUGGAGUUUCCCUUGGCCAGAGCAAGCCCAAAGCAAUAGGAAGUGGCACUGUAUUCUCAGAGCAGCCACUUCUUUCUCACUUGCGUGGUCUUUUUCUGAAUAGACUAGUGCAACGCAUGUUGACUUGUCUAACCUUUUCUCCCUACACCAGUCUUCCAUGCUGGGCAGUCACUCUAACCAGUGUGUCUUCACCCUCGUUGGCAGACAUUAGAUGCUCUGUCAACAGGUGGCCCAGGGUACCUGCCCAAACUUGUGUUAGGACCGGCACUUCCACCAUGUGCCAACUUUGCUGUCGUCGAGCGGAAGUGUAGCCCAGCGCAGUGGAAGGAAGUGCUGGUGACUUUCCCCCUCCCUAGUCCCCUCAGCUCACCCAGAUAAAGAGCAAGAUUGGCAGAUUCCUGGGAGCAGGUUUCUUGCUACUGCACCGGGAGGUGUGCACAGCAUGGAGUGACUUUGGGAAGAAGUAUAUUUAAAUUGGAGGAGGUGGAAGGGAGGGAGAGAAAACUCAAAGUAAAGAAGUGCCUAUUAGCCAACAGAACGGAAUGGUUAAUGCCCGUUAUUGUGUACUGUGUUGGUGACAUACAUUGGACUGUUGUGUGAUUUAUUAUUUUCCCCAUGGAGUGGGGGAGUGGUAUUGGGAAUACUUUCCCCACAUUUCCCCAUGUCCUUCUCCUGUUUGGCCUUGAUACCUUGCAGUCUGGAGGAUAGCACCAGGUUGCUAUCUGUGCCACACUGAGGCACUGACUGCUAGAAGUUGUUGGGGACUGAUCCAGCCAUGGAUCACCACCUCCUGCUAUCCCUUGGUCACACUGGGAGAUUCCAAGGCCUCUGCUUUGAUGUCUGUCAGUGUGAGCUGGUUCGUUGAGGGAGCUGAAUGGAGGAUGGCUUCAGCUUGCUGGUACUCUUUACACUUUGCACCAUCCCUAGUUUGUUCUCAUGCUUAAAUUCCCUGGGAUGUCAUUUAAUCGAUUACCAGAGGUUAUCGCAAAGACACCUGGCCUGCAUGUUGUAAACCAACAGUUGGCAAUCGAUCUGCCAACAGGAGGAAGGUUAUCGCUGGAGUCUUGUAAUACAAGGGUGUUGCUCAUAUUUUGACUCCCUGUUCUAUGCUUUCCUCUAAGCCCAUCCAUCCCACCCCACCCUCAAAAAAAAAUACAGUUAAAAGCUUCAUUGAAUGUGGUUCCUUUAUUAUGGAAGGUGGCAGUGACUGGAAGCAAAGGCAGGAGUUACAUUUCUGUAGGAGCAUGAAAGAUAGAAAAUGUUCACCGCCUCCUGCAGCCGUAGGCCAAGGAGUAGCCUUGUCCAGUUUACUCCUUAACUUGGGAUGUGGCCGGGUUCAUCAACUUCCAGAAUGUGCUGAUUGAGUUGGAUCCUGUCCAGUGCCUUGAAGGUGAAGAUUUGAGUGGUGUGUGUAAUUAUCAACUGUUGGGGGAACUUUGCAGUUGGACCUUUCAUUUCCCCCCCCCUAUUGUGGACUCCUUUUAAAGUCAUUUGUUGUUCUGCCCGAGUCACUUUUGAAGCUUUCCCUCCGAUGCGGUCCUGUUUGGCGUGGGAACUUUUGAGAGUUGCUUGAGUAGUGGUUCCUGACAGAACUCGGCCGCGCCUCCCAUUAACAUCCUCCUGAACCAAGCCGCCUACGUCCUGUGAUGUCCUGCCGUGGGCUUCCUGCUGAUCACCUUCCAUCCCCAGUUCGCUGUGGUCCCCACACCAUGUGUCAGACACGUAGCCGGCUUCGGGCCACUGCGAGAGAAUUUUGCAGAAGUGUCACAGACCCUUUUUUUUUUAGUUGACAGACUGCAAAUGCGGUCUUUAACAUUACAGUCCAGUGUGUGUCCGUAUUUUUAUUUUUGAGAGCUCAUAUAUCUGUUUUAGUAUCUUUCAAUGAAAUGUUAAUAGUUCAAUGGUUAUUGAGCAUUCUAUAACUCAGUUGUUCCAGCAUUGACCCACUUCCCGUAAAACUUCAUUUUACCACGUUGUACUUUUAUUCUGACUUUCAAAAGCACAGAUCAGUGAAUAAUCAGCUUGUAAAUAAAAGUUUUUUCUGACAUUC